CAUGUCAUAACAGUGGAAAGUACAUAUGCAACUAUUCUUAGCCCUGGAAUGUAUACACUGUCUCCCUGCCCGGUGCUUCUUUCCCGAAGUUCUAGAAAACUGCGAAAGCACCGUUUGCAUAAACAAAUCCAGAACUCUCCCAGGACAAAUCAUUUGCCAACUGAAGGAAGGCCUGGGUUUAUGGUUUCACUUGGAGCCAGAGGUGGAAGGUCUCCGGAGGGACCAGGCGGACUGGGCACUGGGGAACGUCACCGCUGCAAACCAAGCACCUUAGUGAAUGGACACUGAGUCUUGGAGUCUCCACGUCUUGGAGUCAACACAGCUAAACCCUUCAGCACACACCUCCCCUUGGGACCUCUCCCCCUCCUUCUAGGAUGGAUGAGGAGUCGCCAGAUGGACUGCUCUUCAAAGACCACGACUUCUCCUCUGACUUAUUAAGGCAGCUCAAUGGCUUGAGGCAAAACAGGCUGCUGACUGAUGUGAGCAUCUGUGCGGGGACCUGGGAGGUCCCCUGCCAUCGAAGUGUGCUGGCCUCCAGCAGCCCCUACUUCCGGGCCAUGUUCUGCAGCAACUUCCGGGAGAGAAGCGAAGCCAAAGUCCAGCUGAAAGGCAUUGACCCCACGACUCUGGACCAGAUCAUCUCAUAUGUGUACACAGGGGAGGUGCCCAUCACGGCUGAGAACGUCCUGCCUUUGAUGGAGGCAGCCUCCAUGCUGCAAUACCCCAAGCUACUGGAGGCCUGCUCCUCCUACCUCCAGAGCCAGCUGACCCCCAGCAACUGCCUGGGCAUGAUCCGACUCUCCGAAAUCUUGAGUUGUGAGACCCUCAAGAAGAAAGCCAGGGAGGUGGCCCUGACAUGUUUCCCUGAGGUGGCUGCCUCGGCCGACCUGAAGGAGCUCUGUGCUUUGGAAUUGAGAGACUACCUGGGGGACGACGGGCUCUGUGGAGAGGAGGAAAAGGUGUUCGAGGCCCUCAUGGUUUGGAUCAAGCAUGACCUCCAGGCCCGGAAACGACACGUGCAGGAGCUAUUCAAGCAGGUCAGGCUUCAGUAUAUCCACCCGGCCUUCUUCCACCACUUCAUCACCAACGAUGCCCUCCUGCAGUCCUCGCCCUCGUGCCAGACCAUCCUGGAGAUGGCCAAGAGGCAGAUGUUUGCCACGUACAGCACCACCAGUGCCCCAGACCUCCAGCCUCCAUGGCACGUCCCCCCAAGAACCUCUUACCAGGAUUUUCUCAUCGUCUUGGGUGGGAGGAAGGACAACCAGCAGACCACCAGGGACGUUCUACUGUACAACAGACAGACCAACCAGUGGCAGAAUCUGGCUAAACUCCCAACCCGCCUAUAUAAGGCCUCAGCCGUCACCUUGCACCGCAGCAUCUACGUGCUAGGAGGCAUGGCUGUUGGGUCAGGGAAGAAUGUGCCCAGCCACAACGUCUACAUAUACUCCCUGAAGCUCAACCAAUGGAGGCUGGGGCAGCCCAUGCUGGUGGCCCGCUACUCCCAUAGAAGCACUGCCCAUAAGAACUUCAUCUUCUCCAUUGGGGGCAUCGGAGAAGGGCAGGAGGUCAUGGGCUCCAUGGAGAGAUACAACAGCAUCUUCAACAUCUGGGAGAGUAUGGCCAGCAUGCCUGUGGGGGUUCUCCACCCUGCGGUUGCUGUGAAAGACCAAAGACUCUACCUUUUUGGGGGAGAGGACAUCAUGCAGAAUCCUGUACGCCUUAUCCAGGUUUAUCACAUUUCCAGAAACACAUGGUUCAAAAUGGAGACAAGGGUGAUCAAGAAUGUGUGUGCCCCUGCCGUGGUGCUUCAGGAGAAGAUUGUUAUCGUAGGAGGCUCUCGAUCCCUCCUCUCCCUGGAAAAGGUGACCAGUGACACCUCCAGCACCUCACAGGCAGUGCGUUUUGAUCUGUCAUCGGACUGGAGCCAUCAGCAGCGCACCACACAGAUGACCCUCCCUCCAUCUUGAAAUGCCUUCCUCACGCUGCCUCUGGGACACCACUCACCCUCUCAUCCUGCUCUAUGCACUUAAUUCUUGUCUCUUUAAUUUCUUGUCUCUUUCUUUCCCCACUAGUAAAUGCUGUGCGCCCCAGUGCUCAGCCCUUACACAUUCCGCGCCUCUACCCUCAGGCCCAGGGGAGCGAGCCCCCUCCGUGCAUGGCUUUUCCUUCCCGCCGAGCGCUGCUGACUUCCCACUGUUCUCCACUUCCAGACCCCAGGGCUCACUCCAUGUUUCCACUUGGAUGUCAAAUACCUCAAAGCCGAUGUGUUCACAUUCACUUUUUCCUCACCAAACCAACUCCUCCCAUGGUAGGCCUCCCCAGCCUAAGAGAAGGAAACAACUGUCUCCCAGCUUCUCAGGCCCAAAGACCUGGACGCUGCUCUUGGCUCUUCUCCCUCACACCCCACUCCGUUUGGUUCAGGAGCGCCGGGCCCAGCAGCCCCACCAGCCACCACUCUUACUCUGGUCCAAGCCGCCAUCUUCUCUCAUCUACACCCAUCACUGGUGUCUCUGCUUCCGCCUUCACCCCCAAAUCUCUCUCCACGCAGCAGCCGGGGGCAUCUUUCACAAACAUGUGAGUCAGAAGAGGUCAUUCCCCUGUUGAAAACUCUCCAAAGCUUAUACUGGAACGAAAGUUAAAAAAAAAUUUUAAUUAAAAAAAAAAAAAAAAAAAGAAAAAGAAAACCUCUCCAAAGCCUUCCCAGCUUUCUCUGAUGCCUUCCAGAGACCCACAAGAUUGUCCCCCCACCUCACACCUUUCCCCUUCUGCUCUCACCGUGUCCCCCCACUCGGUGUCGGCCACACUGGCCUCCGGGCUCACACAUCUGUGUUCACAUGCACCGCGCCCUGCGCCAGAACAUACUUGGCCUGGAUGCCACACCCACAGGGUUCCCUCCCUCCCUUUCCUCAGGGGUCGGCUCAGAGAUGCCUCUCCUCGGUGCCCUGAUCCGAUCUGUGCACGCGUCCUCUCAGGGACAGCCAUCACCUCAGUCCCUCUGUCUCCACUGUCGACCAGCCUAAGUGGCCUUGCUGCUUCCACGCCUGUCCACCUCGGACCCUUCCUCCAACAACAGCCAGGCUCAU
Mustela erminea (ermine) is the source of this 3083-nucleotide messenger RNA. RefSeq names its product kelch like family member 38 (gene KLHL38). The coding region runs from base 375 to 1967 and encodes 530 amino acids. The record is from RefSeq and is a predicted model, not a curated record. Lineage: Eukaryota; Metazoa; Chordata; Mammalia; Carnivora; Mustelidae. The transcript is spliced from 4 exons. Gene Ontology annotation, molecular function: protein binding.